Messenger RNA from Felis catus (domestic cat), 1514 nucleotides. It is a transcript of the gene FCGRT, whose product is annotated as Fc fragment of IgG receptor and transporter. Gene Ontology annotation, biological process: immune response. The coding region runs from base 204 to 1268 and encodes 354 amino acids. The transcript has 6 exons. Gene Ontology annotation, molecular function: beta-2-microglobulin binding. NCBI's taxonomy places the organism in Eukaryota, Metazoa, Chordata, Mammalia, Carnivora, Felidae. Gene Ontology annotation, cellular component: external side of plasma membrane. The record is from RefSeq and is a predicted model, not a curated record.
UAAUUAACCCAAACGGAUCAAAUUAAGGGGUGAAAGUUCACCGAGGAGGAGGGCGCGGUGGCCAGGCUCGGUCGCGGAGCCCCGGGGCCCACAGGCGCGGGCGCGCGUGGUGGCCGAGCCCCUCGGGAGCUGGGGGAGGAAGGGGCGGGGCGGGGGUCCGGAGCAGUCACGCGCCCCCUCCCGCCCCAGGUCUCCCGCUCAGGAUGGGGGUCCCCCGGCCUCAGCCCUGGGGGCUCGGGUUCCUGCUCUUCCUCCUGCCGACACUGCGCGCAGAGAGCCAUCUCUCCCUCCUGUACCACCUCACCGCUGUGUCCUCUCCUGCCCCCGGGACUCCUGCCUUCUGGGUGUCAGGCUGGCUGGGACCCCAGCAAUACCUGAGCUACAAUAACAUGCGGGCCCAGGCCGAGCCGUGUGGGGCUUGGGUCUGGGAAAACCAGGUGUCCUGGUAUUGGGAGAAGGAGACAACAGACCUGAGGAACAAGCAGGAACUCUUUCUUGAAGCUCUCAAAGUCUUGGGAGAAGGAGGUCCCUACACCCUGCAGGGCCUGCUGGGCUGUGAGUUGGGCCCUGACAAUGCCUCGGUGCCCGUGGCCAAGUUUGCUCUGAAUGGCGAGGAUUUCAUGGAUUUUGACCCCAAGCUGGGCACCUGGAGUGGGGAAUGGCCUGAGACUGAGACCAUCAGUAAGAGGUGGAUGCAGGAGGCGGGUGCGGUCAGCAAGGAGAGGACCUUCCUGCUCAACUCCUGCCCCCAGCGGCUGCUGGGGCAUCUGGAGAGAGGCCGCGGAAACCUGGAGUGGAAGGAGCCACCCUCCAUGCGCCUGAAGGCCCGCCCCGGCAGCCCCGGCUUUUCUGUGCUCACCUGCAGCGCCUUCUCCUUCUACCCCCCGGAGCUCCAACUGCGGUUCCUCCGCAACGGGCUGGCAGCCGGCUCCGGCGAGGGUGACUUCGGCCCCAACGGCGACGGCUCCUUCCACGCCUGGUCUUCACUGACAGUCAAGAGCGGCGACGAGCACCACUACCGCUGCCUGGUGCAGCACGCGGGGCUGCCGCAGCCCCUCACUGUGGAGCUGGAAUCACCAGCCAAAUCCUCGAUGCCAGUGGUGGGGAUCGUCAUUGGCCUCUUACUGCUCACGGCGGCGGCUGCAGGCGGAGCUCUGCUAUGGAGGAGGAUGAGAAACGGGCUGCCAGCCCCUUGGAUCUCUCUCCGUGGGGACGAUGUAGGGGCCCUCCUGCCCACUCCUGGCCUGCCCAAGGAUGCUGACUCUUAGGAUAUAAAUGCAUUCUCAGCAGCUGCCUGAUCACCCCCCCCCCCCCCCUGGCUACUACCAGCUAAUGUAGUCAGGCCCCUUUUAUGCUGUGAGACCUCCUGGAAUCCUGGUAUUUCUGAGCCUCCAGAAAGAGUCCUGGGCCCGAUGACCUUCUGGAUUUCUCCUCCUGUGGUCUGCCUCAGUUUCCCCUCCUGAUGAUUAUGACUCUUUUCCACCUCCACAUAUAAACGCGAGUUUGGGCCCAAA